Thrips palmi is the source of this 740-nucleotide messenger RNA. RefSeq names its product basic salivary proline-rich protein 4-like. Bases 97 to 669 code for a protein of 190 amino acids. NCBI's taxonomy places the organism in Eukaryota, Metazoa, Arthropoda, Insecta, Thysanoptera, Thripidae. The record is from RefSeq and is a predicted model, not a curated record. The transcript has 3 exons.
UAUUGAAGCGCACUGCAAAACAAAUUCCUGGUCACGAGUCACGACUAUUUCGCCUUAAAAGGGCGGCGCUGGGGACGCAGAGCAUAUCGUUCCACCAUGGCUCGUCUCAGCCUCGUCGUCCUCGCCCUCUGCGCCGUCGUCGCGGCUCACAAGCCGCAGCAGCCACACUUGAAGGGUGGCAAGCCUCAGGGUAGCCUCCUAAACGGCCGGCCCUUGGGUGUGGGUAUCCCUGAGGGCCGCUGGCCUCAGGGUCUCCUCCAGCGCGGCCAGCCUCAGGGUCGCCCCCAGCGCGGCCAGCCUCUGGCUAGCGGCCGGCCCUUGGGUGUGGGUAUCCCUGAGGGCCGCUGGCCUCAGGGUCUCCUCCUGCGCGGCCAGCCUCAGGGUCGCCCCCGGCGCCACGCCAACGGCACUCCGGCCCAGAAGCCCGUCGGUAUCAAGGCGUGGCUCAAAGCCAAGGAGGCGGAGCUCAAGGGCUGGGCCGCCAAGGAGGCCGGCCAGCUCAAGUCGCAGUGGAAGACCAAGGUGGUGCCCCACAUCGCCGCUCUCAAGGAGAAACUCGGCGCAGAGUGGCAGAAGGACGCUCCCAAGAUCGUCGCCCUGCUCAAGGCGAAGACUGGCGCCGUCUUCGAGAAGGCCGUCAACUUCCUCAACAAGAAACUCCAGGCUUGAGCGAGGUUCCAAGCGCGCGGCGCACAGCGAAAGUGGCAAUAGGGCCGCAAUAAAACUGCCAUGCCUGUGAA